Anguilla rostrata (American eel) is the source of this 4495-nucleotide messenger RNA. It is a transcript of the gene lars1b, whose product is annotated as leucyl-tRNA synthetase 1b. The record is from RefSeq and is a predicted model, not a curated record. The transcript is spliced from 32 exons. Lineage: Eukaryota; Metazoa; Chordata; Actinopteri; Anguilliformes; Anguillidae. Gene Ontology annotation, biological process: leucyl-tRNA aminoacylation. Gene Ontology annotation, molecular function: leucine-tRNA ligase activity; aminoacyl-tRNA deacylase activity; ATP binding. Bases 155 to 3691 code for a protein of 1178 amino acids.
AGAGUGCAGAGCGUUUCCCAUUGGCCCUCUGUAUAUGUCGUUCCUGUUUCAUCAGCUUCAGCUGUGCUAGGUGGCAGCAGCGUGGGUCUUGUUCGUGCCGUCAUCUACGUACAGUUUCUUAAUUGUUUAGAAAAUCCCACUCAGUCCAUUCAGAAUGACGGAACGAAAGGGGACUGCCAAAUUGGACUACCUCAGAAAAAUUGAGUUGGAUGUGCAAAAGAAAUGGGAGAAGGAAAAAGUUUUUGAAAGUGAUGCACCCAGCACGAUUGGUGGCAGCAAAAACAAGAACAAGUACUUUGUCACCUUCCCCUACCCCUACAUGAAUGGAAGGCUUCAUCUUGGUCACACGUUCUGUCUGUCAAAGUGUGAGUUUGCAGUUGGGUAUCAGCGUUUGAAAGGAAAGCAUUGCCUCUUCCCUUUUGGACUCCACUGCACAGGGAUGCCUAUCAAGGCCUGUGCCGAUAAGCUGAAGAGGGAGAUGGAACUCUAUGGCUGCCCGCCCCAAUUCCCUGAUGAGGAGGAUGAGGGGGAAGAGGACCUCAAGCCUAAACUUGGGGAGGAGAUCGUCAUCAAAGACAAGUCUAAGGGAAAAAAGAGCAAAGCGGCGGCCAAGGCCGGGGCGGCGAAGUUCCAGUGGGACAUCAUGAAGUCGCUGGGCAUGCGGGACGGCGAGAUCGCCAAGUUCGCGGACGCCGCCCACUGGCUGGACUACUUCCCGCCGCUGGCCGUUCAGGAUCUGCGGAGCAUGGGAGUCAAGAUUGACUGGCGGCGUUCCUUCAUCACGACGGACGUCAAUCCCUUCUACGACUCCUUCGUCAGGUGGCAGUUUGUUACUCUGAAGGAGAGGAAAAAAAUCAAGUUUGGUAAAAGGUAUACCAUCUACUCUCCGAAAGAUGGGCAGCCGUGUAUGGACCAUGACAGACAGACUGGGGAGGGAGUUGGUCCCCAGGAGUACACCCUUAUCAAAAUGAAGAUUGUUGAACCUUACCCCUCAAAACUAAGCGGCCUGAAAGGCAAGAGCGUCUUCUUGGUGGCCGCGACCCUCCGGCCGGAGACCAUGUUCGGCCAGACGAACUGCUGGGCACGGCCCGACAUGAGGUACGUCGUCUUCGAGACGGCGAGCGGCGAGGCGUUCGUCUGCACGCGCCGGUCGGCCCGGAACAUGGCCUACCAGGGCUUCACCAAGGAGAACGGCGUGGUCCCCGUGCUCAUGGAGAUUCUGGGACAGGAUAUUCUUGGCUGUGCUCUGAGCGCCCCCCUUACCUCCUACAAGACCAUCUACGCCCUGCCGAUGCUCACCAUCAAAGAGGACAAAGGUACCGGGAUUGUCACCAGCGUUCCGUCCGACGCACCCGACGACAUCGCUGCCCUCAGGGACAUCAAAAAGAAACAGGCACUGAGGGAGAAGUACGGGAUCGAAGACAAAAUGGUGUUGCCGUUUGAGCCGAUCCCCAUCAUCGAGAUCCCGGGCUUCGGGAACCUGUCCGCCCCCCUGGUGUGCGACGAGCUGAAGAUCCAGAGCCAGAACGACCGCGAGAAGCUGGCCGAGGCCAAGGAGAGGGUCUACCUCAAGGGCUUCUACGAAGGGGUCAUGCUGGUGGACGGAUACAAGGGGCAGAAGGUCCAGGAUGUGAAGAAGCCCAUUCAGAAGAUGAUGGUGGAGAAGGGCGAGGCCCUCAUCUACAUGGAGCCGGAGAAGCAGGUGACGUCCCGCUCGGCGGACGAGUGCGUGGUGGCGCUCUGCGACCAGUGGUACCUGGACUACGGAGACAAGGAGUGGAAGCAGCAGGCCUCGGGCUGCCUGAAAGACCUGGAGACGUACGGAGAUGAGACCAGGAAGAACUUCGAAGCGACGCUGGCCUGGCUUCAGGAACACGCGUGCUCUCGAACCUACGGCCUGGGGACGCGGUUGCCGUGGGACGAGCAGUGGCUGAUCGAGUCCCUGUCGGACUCCACCAUCUACAUGGCCUACUACACCGUGGCUCACUUUCUGCAGGGCGGAGUUCUGAACGGCCAGGGGGCUUCCCCUCUGGGUAUCAGGCCGGAGCAGAUGACCCGGGAGGUGUGGGACUUCAUCUUCCUGAAGAACACGCCCCUCCCCAAAACCGACAUCCCCAAGGAGCACCUGCAGAGGCUGCGGCGGGAGUUCGAGUACUGGUACCCCGUGGACGUGCGCGUCUCCGGCAAGGACCUGGUGCCCAACCACCUGUCCUACUACCUGUACAACCACGUGGCCAUGUGGCCCGAGGACAGUGGGAAGUGGCCACAGGCAGUCAGAGCUAACGGACACCUCCUAUUGAAUUCGGAGAAGAUGUCAAAGUCUACUGGGAACUUCCUGACCCUGAGCCAGGCCGUCGACAAGUUUUCCGCUGACGGGAUGCGCCUGGCCCUGGCGGACGCCGGCGACACGGUGGAGGACGCCAACUUCGUGGAGACCAUGGCCGACGCGGGCAUCCUGCGCCUCUACACCUGGGUGGAGUGGGUCAAGGAGAUGAUAGCCAAUCAGAACAACCUGAGGACGGGUCCCGCCGACACCUUCAACGACAGGGUCUUUGCCAGUGAGAUGAAUGCUGGGAUCAUUAGGACGGAGCAGCACUAUGAGAAGAUGAUGUACAAGGAGGCUUUGAAAAGCGGCUUCUUUGAGUUCCAGGCCGCGAAGGACAAGUACCGGGAGCUGGCCAUCGAGGGCAUGCACAGGGACCUCGUCUUCCGCUUCGUCGAGUACCAGACCCUGCUGCUGGCGCCCAUCUGCCCUCACCUGUGCGAGCACACCUGGGCGCUGAUGGGAAAGAGCGAGUCCCUGAUGAAGGCCGUGUGGCCGGCCGCCGGACCCGUGGACGAGGUUCUGAUCCGCUCCUCCCAGUACCUGAUGGAGACGGCGCACGACCUGCGCCUGAGGAUGAAGGCCUACAUGCAGCCGCCCAAGACCAAGAAGGGUGACAGCAAGCCCCUGGAGAAGCCCAGUCACUGCACCAUCUACGUGGCCAAAAGCUAUCCCCCCUGGCAGCACAGUGCCCUCGUUCUGCUGGGGAAGCACUACAAGAACAACAAUGGCACUCUGCCGGAGAACAAAGUGAUCGCCGCCGAACUCGGCGCCAUGCCGGAGCUGAAGAAGUACAUGAAGAGGGUCAUGCCCUUCGUCGCCAUGAUCAAGGAGAACCUGGAGAAGAACGGGUCCAGGGUUCUGGACCUGGAGCUGGAGUUUGAUGAGCGUGCAGUUCUGCUAGAGAACAUCGUGUAUUUAACCAAUGCCCUGGAGCUGGAACAGAUCGACGUCGCGUUCGCCUCCGAGGCGGACGACAAAGUGAAGGAGGACUGUUGCCCGGGGAAACCGUUCAGCGUCUUCAGAUCGGAGCCUGGGGUGCCUGUGUCCUUCAUCAACCCCCAGCCGGCCAACGGCCUGUUCACCACCAAGAUCAGCAUCCGCCAGGGCGACAACAAAGACAGCAUCGUCCGGCGGCUGUCCAAGGUCAACCGAGCCAUCAAAGACCUGUCCAAGGUGAAGCUGAUGCGGUACGACGACCCCCUCCUGGGGCCCCGCCGCCUGCCCGUCCUGGGGAGGGAGGAGCAGGGCAAGUCCCCCAUUUCGGAGCGGAGCACGUUCCACGUCGACCUGGCCGGCAGGAAGGUGCACGUCACGGACAACGGCCUCAGCGUGGACGUCGGGGACACCUUGGUGUACCUGGUCUAGGGGAGCCCUGGGGGGGGGCGGUGCUGAAGAGCGACCGGGCCUCGCCCCGAACUUUGCCCAAAACCUGGCCCCAGACCUGGCCCCAGACCUCGCAUUGUCACACGCGCACACUCACUCACGCACACGCACGCACACACACACACACACACAACGCCUCUCUCACCGUCAGGCCCGCUCCUGUUGCUGCUCUAAAGGGCUGAUCACCCAAAGGCUGAAGCUCACGCUGCUGUUCAUCGCAGCUGGGGUACGAAGGGGGUGCAAUCGCAGAUUAUUAUUAUUAUUAUUAUUAUUAGCAAGUUUUUGUGCAAAUCCGUCCACCACAUGAUGUAUUGUUCAGAGUUGGAGGUGGGAGGGGUGCUGCGGAAUUUAUUUCUCCAACGCCCACACGCAGGCGCACACACACACACACACACAGACAGACUUACGCAUACACAGAGACACACGCACUUACACGAACACCACACACACCGUGCGUACACGCACGCGCACACGCAUGUGGUUCCUCACAUCAGUAGUUCAUGAGCGGUGCCUUUUAAAAUGAACCGAUACGACAGAUUUAGUCAUUGUCAGUGGAGAGGUUGUUUCGAGGCGGUUGUGGUUUAUAGUGCGGCGCCAGCGCGUCUAAGAUAUGAGUGUGCUUCAGUUCUGUGUCUGAUCGGUGCUUUUCGAAAGGUCAGAGGGGCGGGGCCUGGUGGACGGGCUGGGCCGGGCCUGGACUUUGGGCUGUGCUAGAGAGGAGCGCGUCCUGAUGUCUUUCUGUACAAAUAAACCUGUGUUUCCUGUAAUAAAUACGCCCUCCGUCGA